Messenger RNA from Striga hermonthica, 975 nucleotides. The record is from the annotation of a GenBank genome assembly. NCBI's taxonomy places the organism in Eukaryota, Viridiplantae, Streptophyta, Magnoliopsida, Lamiales, Orobanchaceae.
AUGGCUGUGGUUCCACAAGAAGCCAUAGGUCAAUUUGAAGCACUAAUGGAGGAAGUUGAUGAGCCACUCAAGAAAACUUUCCAGAAUGUCCAUCAAGGUUAUCCUCAUGAAACGUUGAUACGGUUCUUGAAGGCAAGGGAAGGAAAUGUCACCAAGGCCCACAAGAUGUUAGUUGAUUGUUUGAACUGGAGGGUGGAAAACGACAUCGAUAGUAUGUUAGCAAAACCUAUUGUUCCUGAAGAUCUUUACAGAGGAAUACGUGACUCACAGCUUAUAGGGCUGUCCGGUUACACAAAUGAGGGCUUCCCUGUAUUUGCUGUUGGAGUGGGUUUGAGCUCAUUUGACCGAGCAUCCGUUCACUAUUAUGUACAGUCCCACAUUCAGAUCAAUGAAUAUAGAGAUCGUGUGAUCCUGCCAGCUGCAACAAAAAAGUACGGGAAACCUGUUACCAGAUGCAUAAAGAUUCUUGAUAUGACAGGAUUGAAGCUCUCAGCACUAAGCCAGAUUAAGCUAAUGACUACCAUUUCUUCUAUUGAUGAUCUAAACUAUCCAGAGAAAUCAGUAACUUAUUACAUUGUAAAUGCCCCAUAUGUCUUUUCGGCUUGUUGGAAGGUUGUUAAGCCACUUCUGCAAGAGAGGACUAAAAGGAAAAUUAAUGUGUUGUCUGGUUGUGGGCAGGAUGAACUAUUGAAGAUAAUGGACUAUGCCUCACUUCCCCAUUUUUGCCGUAAGAGGUCAUCUGGGUCUUCCAAACAUUCAGACUGUCGAGCAGACAAUUGCUUUUCCUUGGACCAUCCUUUUCACCAACAACUUUAUAACUACAUUAAGCAGCAAUCCUCGGCUCGUGAACAUGUCCAGCCAUUAAAACAUGGGUCUGUGCACGUGAAGUUACCCGAAGACUCCGAUGAAGGUGAUAUUGCCAGGAUUUUGGAAUCCAAGCUACAGGAAUUCGCGAAUUUAGACAAAUGUCCAUAA